AUGGAUGCCAAAGCGAUCGAAAGCGAAAAGAGGCCCGCUGCAGCACUCCCCCAGACGAGCCCGACGGCUCUUUGGCCGCCUACAAGCGAAUCUUCAGUCGCAUCCUUCGCAGCUGUUGGUUCUGGUGCCGGCAUAGCCUUCCAGCCCCUCAUCAUCGGCCAGUUCAUCAGCACUGUCACCAAUUUCACGUCCUCGCAAUCCUCGCAAUCCUCGCAAUCCCAACUUCGCUCAGAAGCUUCAAAGCUAGCUAUUUACUUCGUCUACCUCGGAAUUGCCCGCUUCGUCCUGUCUUAUAUCUACAACACGCUUUUCACCUACACUGCUCACAUCAUUACUCGCAAUAUCCGGCAUGAAUAUUUCAAAUCAGCUCUUAGGCAGGAAGUGGCUUUCUUUGAUCAUGGAACUGGUGGCUCAAUUGCAGCCCAAGCUACCUCCAACGGUCGCAUGAUCCAGGGUGGAAUUAGUGAAAAACUCGGUCUCGUCUUCCAAGGCAUCUCUGCUUUCAUCACUGCUUUCAUCAUUGCUUUUGUGGUUCAGUGGAAGCUUACACUUAUAUGUCUCUGCAUUGCCCCGGCAACUCUUGUUGUCAAUGGCGUUGCGGGAGGCUUCAUGGGUGUCUAUGAGAAUCAGAUCCUCGAGAUCAACUCGAAGGCUAACGCUUUUUCUGAGAGCGUUCUCUCCAGUGUGCGGACUGCUCAUGCCUUUGAGAUUCGAGACAGGCUGGUUGACAAAUUUGACGAGUACCUAUCUUCUGCUCAUAGGAUUGGAAGCAAGCUUUCGAUCAUUUUUGGAGUGUUUUUCUCCGCGGAGUACUGUAUCGUCUAUUUGGGCUACGGUCUAGCCUUCUGGCAGGGUAUCCGCAUGUUGUCUGGAGGAGAGAUUGUGGAACCUGGAGGCAUAUUUACUGUCAUCAUGUCGGUAAUCAUUGCCGCUACACAGCUAACCAUGCUCGCGCCUUACAUGGUCGAUUUCACCAGAUCCGCUACGGCCGCAUCUAAGCUAUUCGAAUUGAUUGAUCGCAAAUCCGAAAUCGAUCCUUAUGACAAUACCGGGCAUCAACCAUCUGAGGUUGUAGGGGAAAUUGAGUUCGACGAUGUUACUUUUGCAUACCCUACUCGGCCUGGAGUGAAGGUUCUUGACAGGUUCUCCAUGAGAGCGCAUGCUGGCAAAGUCACUGCCCUGGUGGGUCAAUCUGGUUCUGGAAAGAGUACGAUUGUCGGCCUUCUGGAGCGUUGGUAUAACCCUCAGUCAGGAAUCAUCAAACUAGAUGGCCACCCAAUCGACCAAUUGAAUCUCAGCUGGCUCCGAAAAAAUGUCCGUCUCGUCCAGCAAGAGCCAGUCCUAUUUCAGGGCACUGUUUUCGAAAAUAUCAAACAAGGACUUGUUGGUACAAAGUGGGAACAUGCCCCUAAAGAUGAACAAAUGGAACGAAUACAAGAAGCAGCCACCACGGCCUUCGCACACGAUUUUAUCACCAACCUCCCGAAUGGUUAUGAUACCGAGAUCGGCCACCGUGGUGGCCUUUUGUCUGGCGGACAAAAGCAAAGAAUCGCAAUUGCUCGAAGUAUUGUUUCUCAGCCUAAAGUUCUUAUCCUGGAUGAGGCCACCAGUGCCCUGGAUCCGCAUGCCGAAAAUGUGGUUCAAAAGGCCUUGGAUAGGGCCUCGGACGGCCGUACUACCAUCGUCAUUGCUCACAAGCUUGCGACCAUCCGAAAGGCUGACAACAUUAUUGUUAUGAGAAAGGGAUGCAUAGUCGAGCAUGGAACUCACGAUUCUUUGCUUGCCCAUGACGGCACAUAUGCUCAACUUGUGCGAGUACAAGACUUAGCUGUUUCAAGUCACGGAUCGCAACCGAAAGCAGAGUUGGAAUCUGUCAAUGCCUCAAAAGCAGACACUGUGACUAAAGUCUCAGCCCCGACUCCAUACGCCUCAGUUGACAAUCACGAUAGAAACAUGCCGCAGAAAGAGUACGCCAACUACGAUGACUACAAGCAGCGAAACAUCAUGUUCGUUAUCUAUCGUCUUCUCCGGGAGACCCCCGAGCUUAGGCUCGUGUACUGUCUGGUAUUGACUGGAUGUAUAGUUGGUGGAGCGACCUUCCCUAGCCAAGCGAUUCUACUAUCUAGUGUGGUUGAUAUUCUCACCCUGCCAUCAACGGAACUAGAACACAAGGGAAACUUCCUUGCAGCCAUGUUCAUCGUGCUUGCCGGGGGCUGUCUAGUAUCUUAUUUCGUUCUCGGCUAUGCAACCAAUACUGUCGCCCAACAUUUCGGCCACAAACUGCGGAAACAAAGCCUUCAUGACAUACUCCAACAAGAUCUGCAAUUCUUCAAUCGCGAAGAGAAUAGUACUGGCGCACUUGUUGCGCGCGUGGAUUCGAAUCCACAGGCUAUACUCGAACUGAUGGGCUAUAAUAUCGGUCUUGUAUUGAUUGCCGCCCUGAAUCUUGUUGCAUGCUCUGUUUUGGCACUCGUUUAUUCGUGGAAACUUGGCCUUGUUGUUAUAUGUGCUGGUCUGACUCCGUUGGUUGGCUCAGGUUAUCUGAAGAUCAGGCUGGACGCGAAGUUUGAUCGUGAUACUUCAAAGCGCUAUAUGAUUAGCGCGUCCAUUGCAUCAGAGGCUGUCACUUCUAUUCGCACGAUUGCGUCGCUUGCUAUUGAGCAUACUGUUUUGGAGAGAUACACCAGAGAGUUGGAUGAAGCGAUGGCUGACUCGAAGCGUCCGUUAUUUACGGUGAUUGUGAGCUUUGCCUUCACACAAUCCGCAGAAUACUGGUUCAUGGCCCUUGGAUUCUGGUAUGGAUGUCGCCUGCUGUCGCUUGAUCAGGUUACCCUUUACGCCUUCUUUGUCGCGUUUCUGGGGGUCUUCUUCUCCGGCCAAAGCGCAUCGCAGCUAUUUCAAUAUUCCACUAGCAUCACAAAAGGUGUCAACGCCGCCAACUACCUCUUCUGGCUCAAUGACCUCCAGCAAACAGUGCGGGAGACAAAUCAAACCCGCGAAGUUGGCCCUGGCCCAGCAGACACCAUUGAUCUGGACAAUGUCAAGUUCUCCUAUCCUCUUCGACCCGGAAUCCCUAUUCUUAAAGGCCUUGAUCUUAGGUUCAAAAAGGGCCAAUUCAUAGCCCUCGUUGGCUCAUCAGGAUGCGGCAAAUCAACAGUUAUAGCUCUUCUGGAAAGAUUCUACGAUCCAUCAGCCGGCUCGAUCAAACUCGAUUCCUCACCCCUACCAAGCUUCAACCCACGCCUCUACCGCAAGAUCGUCGCCCUGGUACAGCAAGAGCCAGAUCUAUUCCCAGUUUCUAUACGUGAAAACGUCGCUUUCGGUCUAAGCCAUGACAGUUCCACUGACCUCGAGGUGAACGAUUCUCAGAUCGAGUCUGCGCUCCGAGCAGCCAACGCGUGGGAUUUCGUCUCAUCUCUCCCCAACGGGCUGGCUACAUCAGUUGGGUUCGGUGGAUCACAGCUUUCCGGCGGCCAGAGGCAGCGCAUUGCGAUUGCGAGGGCACUGGUCCGAGAUCCAAAGAUUCUUCUUCUGGAUGAGGCCACUAGCGCACUGGAUACUGAGAGUGAACGGGCUGUGCAUGCUGCCCUUGCUGCGGCGAAGGAUGGAGAUCGCAUCACGGUAGCCGUUGCGCAUCGUCUUAGUACUGUCAAGGAUGCAGAUAUGAUCUGUGUAUUCCAUGAAGGUCAGAUUCAGGAGAUGGGGUCGCAUUCUGAUUUGAUUGCGGCGGGUGGAUUGUAUAGCAAGAUGUGUGAGGCUCAGGCUUUGGACUAG
This is a messenger RNA of Aspergillus mulundensis, 3774 nucleotides long. Its product is annotated as ABC transporter ATP-binding protein. Gene Ontology annotation, biological process: transmembrane transport. The transcript has 6 exons. Gene Ontology annotation, cellular component: membrane. Gene Ontology annotation, molecular function: ABC-type transporter activity; ATP hydrolysis activity; ATP binding. NCBI's taxonomy places the organism in Eukaryota, Fungi, Ascomycota, Eurotiomycetes, Eurotiales, Aspergillaceae. The record is from RefSeq and is a predicted model, not a curated record. The coding region runs from base 1 to 3774 and encodes 1257 amino acids.